AGCUGUGUCUAGUUUAUAGUUAGUUCAGUGGAAGUCCGGCAUAGGUGACGUGGUGUACGUACGGACUUAUAAGGAAGCACGUGUAUCCUCUGUUUAUCGCGAAUACUUCCUCUAUCUGAGGCGGCAGCAGAACCCCAUCAGGCUAAGCACCGUUUGCGAAGAAAAGAAAAGAACACAAAAGAUUAGACUAAUGUCUUAUCGUUUCGUUCCCUGCCUUUGUACGUACGUAGAAAUAUAGCCUCAUACACAGUGCCACGUGCAAUAGAAUGCAUUUAAGAGAAAGGGAAAAGAAAACGAGUGAAAUUGAAUUAAAGAAGAACGGGCAGAUGGAAUAAAAGGCAAAAGAUACCCGGGAUAAGUGAAUGAAAAGAGAAAAUUACGUUUCUGCUUAAUGUACCUAAACAUUUCUUAUGUUGCGCUUAAGUGAAUGGCAGUCAUUAAUUUUAAGAUGUUUUGCUAGGUGAAAUACAGUAAGAGAUACUAGAACACUAACAUUUUGGAAUUUGUUUUAAAUGUUUUAUUAAAUGUGAGGAAAACAGUGUGAAAACUAAAAAAAAAAAAAAAAAAUGUCUCUCGGCCAAAGUGAAUCCAAUUACUAAUUGGUGAUACAAUCCUUGCACUGAAGUGAUUCCGUGUUGCAAAAUAGCUUCAAUAAUCGUGUUAUGAAAAAGUACAGAACCAUUUCCCUGCAGAACGAGACGGAUUUUUCUUCUAUUAUCCCACCAUUUUUCGUUUUCUCUUGACUCCGAUUGCCUUUUGAACUUCUCUCGACCGGAAAUGGAGGGACCUAUGAGGAUGUCCGACGUGCUAACCAACUCACAGCCUCAUAAUAACUACAACACACUAAACAAUGAGGAGAAUUCUUCAGGAUCGCCCAAUGAAAGCGGCUUCAUGGUUAACAAACGUGCUAUGUACGAGCCCGGGGCAGUGAUGGUGUGCUCCCAAAAACGGGCUUGCUGUGUCGUCACCCUCGGGUUCGUUGCCAUCAUCGCUGUCGCCCUCAUUGUAGCCUUCACUAAGCCAGGAUGCCCAGAGGCUACUUAUACAGGAGAGCCGUUGCCAGGCCAGAGCAUCCGGCCAACAAGCUCUCCCCCUACAACACCCCCUACUGCCACCAAUGGAGAGCUGUUCCCAUGGACCAGUGUUCGAUUACCAACACACGUUAGACCUUUACACUAUGACCUUAGUCUCCAUCCUAAUUUGACUAGUAGAUAUGUCAAAGGUGAAUUAACCAUCAAGUUAACUGCAAUAGAAGAAACACAACAGAUAGUCAUCCAUGGCCAUGACCUGAAUGUAACUUCAUAUAAGCUCCACAACAAAUAUGAAAAGCCAAUCGGUAUCAGCAAGUUCCUCGAGUAUCCUGCCCACCAACAGCUAUAUCUCAAGCUGGAUGAGAUUUUACGUCGAGGAAGCAAUUACACGCUGCGGCUAAGUUAUGAAUUCACCCUGAAGGAGGGACUUGAGGGAUUUUACCUGUCAUCCUACAAAACAGCCAAUGGAGAGAAAAGGUAUAUCGCUACCACCCACUUUGAACCAACUGCAGCACGUGCAGCUUUCCCCUGCUUUGACGAGCCACAGCUGAAAGCCAAGUUCCACCUGAGUAUUUACCGAGAACCCCACCAAUUUACCCUUUUCAACAUGCCGCUACAGACAUCAGUCAAAGCAGAGGAUUCGGACUUGAUUCUUGACCAGUUUCAAGAGAGCGUGGAAAUGAGCACAUACCUUGUAGCUUUUGUAGUAUGCGAUUACGACCACGUGACCAACAAAACAAGCAACAAUGUUAGUGUCUCAGUCUACGCUCCUCCUAUGAUGAUAAGCCAAGCCAGUUAUGCUCUACGUAUGGCCACACAGAUCCUCGACUUCUAUGAGUCUUUCUUUGGGGUUCCGUAUCCCCUCCCCAAGCAAGCUAUCCUAACCCUUCCUCUGAGUCAAAGUAUCCUCUGCAGGUGGAGUGACCUAUGGCUUAAUGAGGGUUUUGCAAGCUUCAUGGAAAACUUGGGAACAGGUGUUGCUGAACCAGGCUGGGCCAUGCAGGAGCAAUUCAUAGUAGAGAAGAUGCAGCCAGCCCUUUCCCUAGAUGCACUCCUGGCCUCCCACCCAAUCUCAACCCCUGUGGAUGACCCUGCACAGAUUGAAUCCAUAUUUGACACAAUUUCAUAUAAAAAGGGUGCAUCCAUUAUUGGCAUGCUUGAGUCCUUCAUUGGGCAGGACAUGCUGAAGGCAGGAUCUGAUAUUUACCUUGAGGCCCAUAGCCCUGACAGUGAUACUCAAGAAAUCGCGGCCAUGAUAUCUCGAUAUGUUAAGGGAAUCAUGGACACGUGGACCCUCCAAGCUGGGUUCCCGCUCAUCAGUGUCGGCUUGGAGGAUGGACUCGUGACAGCUAGCCAAGCACGAUUCCUAGUGUGUGAGGAGAAUGUGACUGACCCCAAUGAACCCCUCAACUCCACACUGGGAUACAAGUGGCAUGUUCCCUUAACCUAUGUUACCAGUGCCAACCCGAAGAAUGAGACAAUGCACUGGAUGAACUUGACAGAUGUGGAAUUUGAAGUGGGCAAGGAGGUCAAAUGGAUAAAGUUCAAUGUUGGACAACGAGGCUUCUAUCGGGUCACCUAUGAUGAGGGGGGUUGGGAUGCCCUCAUCCAUGUGUUGCAGACAGAGCCCCACACACUUUCCCCAGCCGACAGGGCAUCACUGCUCGAUGAUGCCUUCACGCUGGUCAAGGCCGGGACCAUCAAUGCAACAGUGGCGUUGAACCUGAGCCUCUACCUUAAGCGGGAGAGCCUGUACAUCCCUUGGCACACGGCACUAAAUCACCUCUUCAGCUGGGUACAACUGCUCUUCAACUACUCUGCACACACUCUUAUGCUUGAGUAUAUCCACACCCUUAUAUUACCACACUAUGAGAGGGUUGGAUGGAUGGACACAGGCACGCACAUUGAAAGGCUUUUGCGAUCUGAGAUUCUCAUGGCAGCAGUAGAAUGUGGUAAUAUACAAGCCAUUGAGGAAGCCCAGAAAAGAUUUGCUGCCUGGCGAAACAAGAAUGAGUCAAUUCCACCCAAUCUCCGCUCUGUUGUCUACAAAACAGGAGUCAGAUAUGGCACAGAGGAAGACUGGAGGCACUGUUGGCAGGUUUACAAUACAUCCUCGAUCCCCAGCGAGAAGAGCCUGAUGUUGAAGGCCAUGGCACAGACUCGUGACCCCUGGCUUAUGCAGCAAUACCUUGAGUACACUCUUGAUGGCUCCAAGAUCAGGCCACAGGACGUGAUGAUUGUCCUGAGUGAGGUCAGCCAAAACCCUGGUGGAAGGCUCUCGGCCUGGAGGAUGGUACGCCAGCACUGGACACAGAUUUCGCAGCUCUUCGGCCAUGGCUCCUUCACCAUUGGGGCAAUCAUUAAGGCUGUUACUUCUCCCUUCACUUCAGCUUUUGACUUGGGGGAGGUUGAAUCAUUCUUCAGCAAUGUGGAUGUGGGUCCUGGGGAGCGUGCACUUGCCCAGGCACUUGAGACCAUCAGACUGCACAUUCAGUGGCACGAACACAACCUGGAUGACGUGACACAGUGGCUUCACCAACAGCUGUCCCAGCCAGAAGGAAGAGAUGAAUAGGAUGCAAGAUCAAAAAACACCACUACUUCUCUCCUUCCUGUUACAAUCCAAAAAUGUGAGCAUUCAAGGGUGUUAUACCCUGUGGUGCUUUUGUGUAUACGUUAUGAGGAUUAUUGUGACUGAGUAUAUUAUUCAUAAAGUGUUUAUUUGAUUUGAUUGAUGCUGUGUAUAUAAUGUACUUGAUAUUCAAGGUACUUAAGAUUAUAUUUGCUUUCAGUGGAUCAAUGAUAUAUAAUAUUUUGUCAGAAGUA
This is a messenger RNA of Penaeus vannamei (Pacific white shrimp), 3854 nucleotides long. Lineage: Eukaryota; Metazoa; Arthropoda; Malacostraca; Decapoda; Penaeidae. The record is from RefSeq and is a predicted model, not a curated record.